CAAUUACAUAUAUAUAUUUUUACUUCACAGAAAUAUGGAUCCAAGUUUGCUACGAGAACGAGAACUUUUCAAGAAACGAGCACUCUCUACUCCUGCUGUAGAAAAACGCCCAACACCCUCUUCUGAUUCCUCAUCUUCUAAAAAGAAAAAGGCAAAAGUAGAGCAGAGUGGAUCCUCAAGCUCAAAACAAAACUCAGACCACAGCAAUGGAUCUUUUAACUUGAAAGCCCUUUCUAGUGGCUCUGGUUACAAAUUUGGAGUUCUUGCAAAGAUAGUGAACUACAUGAAGACCCGGCAUCAGCGUGGUGAUACACACCCAUUAACUUUAGAAGAAAUAUUGGAUGAAACUCAACAUCUAGAUAUUGGACUGAAGCAGAAACAAUGGCUAAUGAAUGAGGCCCUUGUCAACAAUCCCAAAAUAGAAGUUGUAGACGGAAAAUAUGCUUUCAAACCUAAAUACAAUCUAAAAGAUAAAAAAGCCCUCCUCAGACUCUUGGACAAACAUGACCAGCGAGGAUUGGGAGGGAUCCUUUUAGAAGAUAUUGAAGAAGGGCUGCCCAAUGCUCAGAAAGCCAUAAAGGUCUUGGGGGACCAGAUCAUUUUCGUUACACGUCCUGAUAAGAAGAAAAUACUUUUCUACAAUGAUAAGAGCUGUCAGUUUACAGUGGAUGAAGAAUUUCAAAAACUUUGGAGGAGUGUUCCUGUGGACUCCAUGGAUGAAGAAAAAAUAGAAGAGUAUCUGAAACGUCAGGGUAUUUCUUCAAUGCAGGAUGCAGGCCCCAAGAAAAUAGCUCCUAUUCAGAGGAGAAAGAAGCCUGCUUCUCAGAAGAAACGGAGGUUCAAGACCCACAAUGACCAUUUGGCUGGGGUACUGAAGGAUUACUCUGAUGUGGUUCCAACUAAAUAGUGGCUCAUCUUGAACAGACCAUUGUGAGAUUGGAGUGUUCACUGAGCAACUGCUCAGUAGCUCUGAAGGACAAGGGUCCUGGUUAUAAUGUGAUGUGGUUCUCCCCUCCUUUUCCUAGUCCUGUGGCAACCAAGAAGAAACAGCUCUUGAAGUGAAGGAUAAAUCUGAGUUCUUAUUUCAUCGGCUAACACAAACUUGGAUCAAGGCUGUUCACUGUCAUAGACUUUUGGUAUCAGGGUGAGAAAUGUUCAACCUGUAACGCAAACAUCCGUGUUCAUUUAAGUCUUCUUUGAAGAAUUCUUUGGGGUCCUGAGGGUAUUUUCUUUUCUUCAUCUGAGAUUGACUUAGAGAUACAACUGAGUAUUUGUUUAUCAGUAUAAAAAAACUGUUUAUAAUAAAAUAAUUUGAGAAAGAUCA
Molecule: messenger RNA, 1324 nt
Organism: Pogona vitticeps (central bearded dragon)
Lineage: Eukaryota; Metazoa; Chordata; Lepidosauria; Squamata; Agamidae
Source: RefSeq, a predicted model, not a curated record